AUGGUAGAGGGGUACAACAUUCAGCAGGCCUUCACCUCCGUAGCAUACCCUCGGAGCAACGGACAUGCUGAAGUCGUCAAUCGAGAGAUCUUGCAGAUUUUACGGGUUCGGCUCGACCACAUCGGAGGGAGCUGGGUGGAUGAGUUCCCCGGCGUGUUAUGGAAAAUCCGUACGACCCUUAAGGAAGGCACGGGAGUAACCCCAUUUCACUUGGUGUAUGGAGGCGAAGCAGUCGUCCUCAUCGGGAUCGGAGUCGAGUCCGAUCGGAUACAGAACUACAGCGAGGACAAUGCCGAGCGGAGGCUAUUGGAGCUAAACUUGGUAGAUGAGGCGCGUGACAAGGUCGCCAUUCGGCUGAUGGCCUACAGGCAAAGAAUGUGGCAAAGCUACAAUCAGAGGGUGAUUCCGAGGUCGUUCCAGGUCGGGGACCUCGUGUGGAAGAAGUCAAAGGCUUCGUUAGGUAUAGAGUCGAGGAGUUGGACGCGGUCGACGGUGUUGGCAGGCAAAGCCUCAGGGAUAUGGCCAUUCGCCUUCAGGUGGUUGACCGUCGCGUCGAUGGCCAACUAA
Molecule: messenger RNA, 567 nt
Organism: Zingiber officinale
Lineage: Eukaryota; Viridiplantae; Streptophyta; Magnoliopsida; Zingiberales; Zingiberaceae
Exons: 2
Coding region: 1-567 (188 amino acids)
Molecular function (GO): nucleic acid binding
Source: RefSeq, a predicted model, not a curated record